UCCAGACAGUCACAGGCCUGUGAGAAGCUGGUGGAUGCUGGUGGCUCCAGCUCUGCUCCCUCUGCUGCCGCUGCUGCUGCUGCUGCUGUGUUGAAGGCUGCGCCCCCCCCCCCCCCCCACUGCUGCUUCCCAGGGAGGCAGAGGAUGGAAUGCUAGAUCUUGCACUUCUUUGUGAGCUGUGUUCCUGUUGCCAGAAUGGGAAAACAGAACAGCAAGCUGCGUCCGGAGGUGAUGCAAGACUUGCUGGAGAGCACAGACUUCACAGAGCAUGAGAUCCAGGAAUGGUACAAGGGCUUCUUGAGGGACUGCCCUAGUGGACACUUGUCAAUGGAGGAGUUUAAGAAAAUUUAUGGGAACUUUUUCCCUUAUGGGGAUGCUUCCAAAUUUGCAGAGCACGUCUUCCGCACCUUUGAUGCCAACGGAGAUGGGACAAUUGACUUUAGAGAAUUCAUCAUAGCCCUAAGUGUGACCUCCAGGGGGAAGCUGGAGCAGAAGCUGAAGUGGGCCUUCAGCAUGUAUGACCUGGAUGGCAAUGGCUACAUCAGCAAGGCAGAAAUGCUGGAGAUCGUGCAGGCAAUAUACAAAAUGGUUUCCUCUGUGAUGAAAAUGCCUGAGGACGAGUCAACCCCAGAGAAGAGGACAGAAAAGAUCUUCCGCCAGAUGGACACCAACAGAGAUGGAAAGCUGUCCCUGGAGGAGUUCAUCCGUGGAGCCAAGAGUGACCCGUCCAUCGUGCGCCUCCUGCAGUGUGACCCCAGCAGUGCCGGCCAGUUCUGAGUCUGCAGGCACCUCACGCUCUUCCAGAUGCUCACGCCCCCUCUUGAUCAUUGUUUUGUUUUAACAGUCUGUCGUUGUCAUUGUUGUUGUUUUGCCAAACAAUACUGACAGUGCCGCUACCCCUCCUAGGGGGUCAGAGGUGCUGUCCUGCUGCCUCCAGCUUCUCCUACCCCUGGCACUGGGGAGAGCAUGGAUGGUGCUGUUGCAAGGCUCUGUGGUUUGCAUGGUUCUGGUAAUUCUCCUGGCUAUUCUUUCUCUGUUGGUUCUAAGGUCUCUUGUAAAAACCCAAGACUCGGGGAGGCAAGAGGAAGCCAAGCCAGUCCAGUCAGUCUUGUUAGAGACAUAAAGCUCCCCACCCAGCUCUGGGAUCCUCAGGCUCCCAGGGGUGAUGAAAACAGUAGGGACAGGCAGUAAAGGAACUGGGGACCCCCCUACAACAGGACAUAAAGGAACUGGGGUACCCCUCCAUACCAGGCCAUAAAGGAUCUCGGGGGACCCUCCACACCAGGCCAUAAAGGGACUGGGGGAGCCCCCCCACACACACACACCAGGCCGUAAAGGAACUAAGGGACUCCCCCACACCAGGCUGUAAAAAAAUUAGGAGAUCCCUCACACUCAUCCGUAAAGGAACUGGGGCCCCCUGCCCCAACCAGAGGCCCACUCCAUCCUCUUCCCCAGCAGGCAGGAGCUUCUAAGCUGUGAACAUGACAAAGUGAACUCAGAAAGGAGAGGAAAAUGAGGGCUCAGCUAUUCUUUCCACAGGUUUAUAGGAGUUGAGCCGAACGGAGUUUCUCUGGAAAUUAAACACAACUGGUAACUUAUGUUCCCAAACCACAUCCGUCUUAUUGCCAAUUGUGAUUAUAAACAAAAACCAAACCAAACAAACAAAAAAACAACAACUGUAUAUAAAAUAUUUGGGUAUUGCAGACCAAACUAAGUGUUCUGCCUUGUUUAAAUGAGAUGCAUGUUAGUGAGCAUUAAUCCAAUCUUAUUACAGGAGACUGUUUUCAGUAGCUUAUUGUGAAGUAAGCCAACUGUAACGAAUGUCUGUGUCUUGUUUUAAAGUCCUGUCUUUGCACAAAUGCACCAACCAACUGGUGUAUUUUAUAUAUUCCAGAAAAGUACCAAGAAACCUUGACUAGGGCUCAGCCUUUCAUUUGAAUGCUUUUCCAGAGUGUCAAUGUGCCCAGACAACAGCAGAGAUUAAAAAGAAGAGACAUAGUCAUUGGAGCACAUCUAUUCAUUGGGACUGACAUUCAUAAAAGAUGCCAGGUGAUGAAAGGCCCACCCAGCCUAGGAUUCAGUUGGAAGUGCUUUGAGUAGAUCAGUAUUCUGUGGAGCCGCCCUGCCCCACACCCCCCCCCCCCACACACACACACAAGGUAUUGGUGUCUAAGACUUCCCACUGGUUUAACCUAUGUGGGUAGUUCUGGAACCAUAUCUGAAAUGUUUUUUUUUUUAAUGUCCCCAGUGGUUUUUUCUUAAAUUAUCUUUAUUUAUUUAUUGGAAAGAGACAGCCAGAAAUUGAGAGGGAAGGGGGAGAUAGAGAGACAGAGAGACACCUGUAGCCUUGCUUCACUGCUUGUGAAGCUUUCCCCCUUCAGGUGGGGACUAGGGACUUGAACUCUGGUCCUUGCAUAUUAUAACAUGUGCACUCAACCAGGUGAGCCCACAGCCAGUCCCUGCUCCCAUUGGUGUUAAGAGUCAGAGGCUGGGCACAAAUCCGACCCAUUGUGAAACAGACAUGGGCUAGUGUGUCAGUGCCUCCCCAUGGUGGACUUUUCCAGCACCUUGUAGUUUUAAUUGCUGCUUUCAGAAAUAACAGCACAAAUUUGAGUUGAGUUUUGGUCUGGUGACCUCCAUAUAUUCUAUUGAAAAUGGAGAGUUAAGUGACAAUUUCUGGUCACAAGUAGGUCUCAUGUGUUCACAAGCUAUAGGCAAGUAGAAGCACACUGACAAAGUAGAAAGAGGAGAACCUGCCCCAAGAGAAGGUUCCCAAUUGGAUCCAUGAGCACCAUGUGGAGAUGGCAGAGGGAUACAGAUGACAGCAUCUCCAGACGGAUGCUGAGGCCCCUUUCAUUCCCAGGUUCCUCUGCAUCACUCGCACCCAUUUCAACUGGCCGUAAAAAUGUGAAAUUGAGUAGGCCCACCGAAAUAAGUCAACUUCACAGGGUAAAAUUGUGAGACCUAGACUUGGUAAUCAAUAAAUAAAUAACAAAUAAAUAAAUAAACUCACUUUUCCUGUGAGUGGCAAUUCCUCACCUUGGUUCUAAAAAGAGAUGGUCCAAAUCCCUCCAAGGGACAAGUGGUAAAAAUAUAUAUAUAUAUGUGUUUGAAAAACAGAAACUUCAGCCAAGACAUGGAGUACAGAAGCUGAGGGACCUGAAACACUUGCCUGGUAGUGCUCAGGAGGUAUCUUCCACUUCUUCCCGCUUUUUUUUAAAAAAAAAAAGAUUUUUAUUGUCUUUAUUUAUCGGAUAGAGACAGCCAUAAAUCAAGAGGGAAGAGGGAGAUAGGAAGGGAAAGAGAGAAAGAGGGAGAGAGAGAGAGAGAGAGAGAGAGAGAGAGAGAGAGAGACCGACCUGCAGCCCUGCUUGACUGCAGCCCUGCUUGACUACUUUCAAAGCUUUCCUUUUUGCAGGUGGGGACUGGGGGCUUGAACACGGGUCCUUGCUCAUUGUAACAGGUGUGCCACCACCUGGCCCCCACUGCUUUCCACUCUUCAGGGAAGACCAAAUCCUUCCUUAGUUUUCCAGACCUGCUAAUAGUUAGGAAGGCCCACCUAGCUCUACCUAUUUUUAUUUUUAUUUUUGGUAGGCAGAGAGGCAGUGAAAGAGAAGACAGCACCAAUACUUUGUUGGAUGUAGUGGGAGCUGGAAUAGGAGCCUGGGUCAACACACAGCAAAGCAACAUGGCUGGUGAGCUCUGACACUCCCAGAAUAAAUGAAGUUGGUCAUGAUCCAGGCUACUACUCAUCCAGUCUCUAUUUUCUUAAGAGUCUCCCCCACCCCCCACCCCCACCCCCAGCACCCCUUUUGUACUCUGGAAAGGUGUAUGUAUCCAGUCCGGUGCUCCAAGGCUCUCUGCUGUGCUCAGAAGGCUGAGUGACUGAAGGUCUGUGCUACUCCUGUGCUGGGCUGUUCCUUGUCUUUGCUGUGUUAAGGAACCUCUGGAAACAGAGUCUGUUCUGCUUGAAAUCAAGCUAGGCUGCAGCGCUCAAGGGACUGGAAUAAAGUGAUGAAUGA
This is a messenger RNA of Erinaceus europaeus (western European hedgehog), 4022 nucleotides long. It is a transcript of the gene NCALD, whose product is annotated as neurocalcin delta. Bases 196 to 777 code for a protein of 193 amino acids. NCBI's taxonomy places the organism in Eukaryota, Metazoa, Chordata, Mammalia, Eulipotyphla, Erinaceidae. Gene Ontology annotation, biological process: calcium-mediated signaling. The transcript has 4 exons. The record is from RefSeq and is a predicted model, not a curated record. Gene Ontology annotation, molecular function: actin binding; tubulin binding; calcium ion binding. Gene Ontology annotation, cellular component: cytosol.